AGGUCGAGGUAUCGAAGCCUCGUACGACCAAGAGUUGGUCGAGCUAUAUCCACACCAAAGAAACAGACAGAUACUACUGUCAAUUGGUUGGAAUUUCAUUCUUCACCGUGACCAAACCUGAAACUGAAAGGUAUUGUUGAUAUAGUCCUCCAGUCGUCCAACAUUUACGGGACCGGUACGGAAUACUUCACGUCCUAUCGUGCGUAUCAUUGCCGCUCGUUUCGACACAACUAUUUUCGAAUAUCACACCUCUGGAAAAAGACGUCCUGCUUGUGCGAGUAGCUAUGAGAUAGCCUCGAAAUAGCUAAGCUAUCGAUUUCGGAAGUGAUUGAAUCGCGGACGACAAAAAAAAACAAGAAGAAACAAUGACCAAAAUGUCCAACAUCCCUCAUAUAUCGAACUGGGUCAAUGGCGCACAAGCUACAGCUUCGGCGGAGCGCAUCACGGUCCUGAACCCUGCGACCGAAGAACCUCUCGCCACCGUCGAGGCGACCACACAAGAUUCUGUCAAUGACGUCGUCGAACAAUCCAGACGGGCUUUUGCGAGUGGCACUUGGUCAAGAGCCGACGCCUCGGAACGGUACGCCGUGUUGUCGAAGGCGGCCGGUCUCCUUCGCUCACGCAUCCCUGAGUUUGUGGAACUGGAGACAUUGCAGACCGGGCGUCCGAUUCGGGAAAUGAGGGCCCAACUGGCGAGGGUUCCGGAAUGGUUGGAAUAUUUUGCGUCUCUGGCCAGGGUCCACGAAGGGCGAGUGACGCCGUUCAAGGGGCCCGUGAUCAACACGCUCACCCGCCUGCCGCUGGGCGUGGUGGCGCAAAUCACCCCCUGGAACCACCCGCUGUUGAUCGCCACGAAGAAGAUGGCGGCGGCCCUGGCCGCCGGCAACGUGGUGGUCGUCAAGCCGUCGGAACUCGCACCGAUGUCGGUGAUCAGGAUGGGAUCGCUGUUUCGAGAAGCCGGGCUCCCCGACGGCACCUUGCAAAUCAUCAACGGCCACGGGAGGGACACGGGCAGGUACCUGUGCGAGAACCCGCACCUCGCCAAGAUCGACCUGACCGGGGGGAUCGCCACGUACCAAGCCAUCGCCCCCGUGGCGGCCCUGAACAUGGUGCCCAUGACGGCCGAGCUGGGCGGGAAGGCCCCGGUGUGCCUGUUCCCCAGCUUGCCGGUCGACCGGGCGGUCCAGGCGGCACUUUUUGCGAGUUUCAUCGCCAGCGGCCAGACCUGCGUGACGGGCAGUAGACUGCUCGUGCAUCAGGACCUGUACGACGGGUUUUUGGAGUCGCUGGUGCGUCGUGUCGAGGGCCUCAAGGUCGGCGACCCGCAAGACCCGAGCACCCAGAUCGGCGCCGUGAUCUCCCGCGCGUCUGUGACGAGGUGCGGCGAAUUCGUCGAGCGAGCCAGAAAAUCAGACGGGGGCCGGGUGUUGUGCGGCGGGAACCCGACGACCGUCGACGGCAAGGGAUUCUUCUUCGAACCCACCGUCGUCGAGACCGUCCCCGGGACCGACCUGGCUCGCAACGAGGUCUUUGGCCCCGUCAUCGCCGUCAUCAGGUGUGCCUCCGAGGACGACAUCAUCCGCGUCGCCAACAACGACACGGCCUUCGCCCUGGGCGCCUCCGUCUGGACGCAGGACUUCGCCCAGGCCCACCGCGUCGCGGGCAAGAUCGAGUCGGGGAUCGUCUGGGUCAACGGGCACCACCUCAACGACCCUUCCUCCCCCUGGGGCGGGUUCGGCGAGAGCGGCGUCGGCAAGGAGAACGGCCAGGAGGCCUUUGAGAGCUACACCAAACUCAAGAGUACCGUCAUCAACUACGGCAUCGAACCCACUUGGUUCGACCCGGACAUUCAAGGUGCGAGGUAUGGUUGAACCUUACACUUGUACAUACCAAGUACUCCCGCAUCCAAGUGUAUGUAUAUAUAUGCACCUUGAUAUAUAUACAUCGUACCUCUAGAUACAUACAGUAUGACUCAAAGAAAAUAGAAAAUAGAUAACAAGCAGGCAGAAAGCCAUGAACCA
Molecule: messenger RNA, 2021 nt
Organism: Exophiala oligosperma
Lineage: Eukaryota; Fungi; Ascomycota; Eurotiomycetes; Chaetothyriales; Herpotrichiellaceae
Exons: 1
Coding region: 366-1871 (501 amino acids)
Molecular function (GO): aldehyde dehydrogenase (NAD+) activity
Source: RefSeq, a predicted model, not a curated record